Colletes gigas is the source of this 1199-nucleotide messenger RNA. It is a transcript of the gene Ada, whose product is annotated as adenosine deaminase-like protein. The transcript is spliced from 7 exons. Gene Ontology annotation, molecular function: adenosine deaminase activity. Bases 149 to 1180 code for a protein of 343 amino acids. Gene Ontology annotation, biological process: adenosine catabolic process; inosine biosynthetic process. Lineage: Eukaryota; Metazoa; Arthropoda; Insecta; Hymenoptera; Colletidae. The record is from RefSeq and is a predicted model, not a curated record.
ACCACGCGGCAUGAAGUUAUUUUGUUAAAAUAAUUUUAGCGGUAUUCUAAUCUAACCUUUCACGGUACAUAUUUAGUAUCCCAAUCCGGUAUUUACUUCGUCUGUUGAUUUAAUAACAAAAUUGAACAAAAUAUUAGCUUUCUUUACAAUGAGUUUAGAAAGUUUCUGUCAAUCUUUGCCAAAAUUGGAACUUCAUGCACAUUUGAAUGGCUCUCUUAGCACAGAUACCUUAAAACAACUGUAUAAAAUGCAAAAUCCCGAUUCAGAUGGCGGCGAGGAUAUAGUUAUGAACACCGAAAAAUUUUCAUCGUUCGGCGAGUGUUUUGCAGUAUUUGAAGUGGCACAUUCAUUAACGGUAACACCGCAAGCAGUAUUCCAUGCUACCUACAAUGUAAUUAAAGAGUUUAAUGCAGAAAAUGUAAUAUAUUUAGAACUCAGAAGCACACCUCGUGCUGUUCAUGGGAAAAUGACAAAACAUGAAUACAUAGAAUCUAUCAUAAGUGCAUUUCAGAUUUGUGAGACUGACUUUCCAGAUAUAAUAGUUAAGUUAUUAGUAUCUGUUAAUCGUAAGCAAGGAUAUAAGGCAGCAAAGGAAAAUGUUGAUUUAGCAACAGAGUUUUUUAUGAAAUAUCCACAGUAUAUUGUUGGACUUGAUCUUAGUGGAGAUCCAAAGACUACAGAUGUAUUCUUAGAAUUAUUAGAAGAAGCUAGAAGAGCAGGUUUGAAAAUAGCUGCCCAUUGUGCGGAGAUUAUGAACGAAGUAGAAACAACAGAUAUCCUUGAAUUCAAGCCUGACAGAUUGGGUCAUUGUACUUGCAUUCACCCAAAUUUACAAGGAUCAAAUAAAAUACUCGAUAUGCUGUUUAAUUCGAAAAUUCCUGUAGAAUUGUGCCUAACAUCCAAUGUUAAAUGUAAGACAGUACCUUCUUAUGGAUCUCAUCAGUUUAAAUAUUACUAUGAAGCUGGACACCCUAUUUGUCUUUCUACCGAUGACAAAGGUGUUUUUUGUACAUCCUUGUCCAAAGAGUAUGAAAUAGCUAGUUUAACAUUUGGUCUACGACAAGAAGAACUCAUAAAACUCUGCAUGUUAUCUGUACAGUAUGCUUUUGCAACGACAGAAGAAAAGAAUCUAUUACUAUCUAAGAUUAAGAAUUUUAAUCAUAAAUUUCGUGAACAAUAAAUUAAAAAUGUCAUACCUU